This is a messenger RNA of Gadus morhua (Atlantic cod), 1443 nucleotides long. It is a transcript of the gene rnaseh2a, whose product is annotated as ribonuclease H2, subunit A. Bases 209 to 1135 code for a protein of 308 amino acids. The record is from RefSeq and is a predicted model, not a curated record. Gene Ontology annotation, cellular component: ribonuclease H2 complex. NCBI's taxonomy places the organism in Eukaryota, Metazoa, Chordata, Actinopteri, Gadiformes, Gadidae. Gene Ontology annotation, molecular function: RNA binding; RNA-DNA hybrid ribonuclease activity. Gene Ontology annotation, biological process: DNA replication, removal of RNA primer; mismatch repair. The transcript is spliced from 9 exons.
AGCAAGGAGCAAGGUAUAAACAUUGCAGACUUUCGUGGAGAGGAUAGCUUUAAAGCUCUAUCAUCGCGAAAGGAAAAGCUAUCGUGAAUGAUUCAAACGCCGACAUAAAUACAGUUAUUGACUUGGCGAGCAGGGAUUCAUCAGCUGAGAUAUCAAUAACGUUAUAUUCAAUGCCGCAAUAGAUGCUCAGCUGGGGUUUUAUUGAGUCAUGGAUCUCGGGGAUUUCGAAGUAGACAACUCGGUCAGCUGCCGCCUGACAUCUGAGAUCCCGGACAUCUGCAAAUCAGAGGACUGCUGUUUGGGUAUCGACGAGGCAGGGAGGGGGCCUGUAUUGGGGCCCAUGGUGUAUGGGAUCUGUUUCUGCCCCGUGUCCCGGAAGGAACAGCUCAAGGACCUGAAGGUUGCAGACUCAAAGACGCUGACGGAGGCGGAGAGGGAGAACCUCUUCCAGAACAUCAGCGAUGCCAAAGACUUUGUGGGCUGGGCUCUUCAGAUCCUCUCACCCAACACCAUAUCCACCAGCAUGCUGCAGAGGUCAAAAUACAACCUGAACGCUCUUUCACAUGAUGCAGCCAUCGGCCUGGUCCAGUUUGCCUUGGACAGCGGUGUGCAACUCAAAGAGGUGUUUGUGGACACGGUUGGUCCUGCUGAGAAGUAUGAGGAGAAGCUCUCCCAGCGCUUCCCGGGCCUGGAGGUGACGGUGCGCCCUAAAGCUGACUCCCUCUUCCCCAUCGUCAGCGCGGCCAGUAUCUGUGCCAAGGUGGCCAGAGACCAUGCAGUGAAAGGCUGGAGUUUCACAGAAGACCUGGGAGAGGUGGAUACGGACUGGGGCUCCGGUUACCCUGGCGACCCUAAAACCAAGGCGUGGCUGCUGAAGUACCAGGACCCAGUGUUUGGCUAUCCCCAGUUUGUGCGCUUCAGCUGGAGCACGGCAAAGAACCUGAUGGACAGCAAGGGCGCGGCGGUGUACUGGGACGAUGACGAGGAGGACGGGGAGAAGGCGGCCGCACGCCAGAAAAACACCUCCAUGUUGUCCUUCUGCAACCGUCCAACAGGAACUACUGCCCAGGGCGCCGCCCACCAAUCACAUCGCUUCUUCACUGAGAGGCGGCUGCAGGGCCUCGGAGCGCUCUGAGAGGCCGUCGCACUCUCUGUCCCUCUCUGUCCCUCUCUGUCUGUGUCUGAGUGUAGCCUUGGGCUCUUUCUUUCUAGAAUUUUCUCAUGCUCAUUUUUAUCUUUAAUCUGUCAUCCACGCGGCCUUCUUUCCAUAAACACAGAAAUGUUGCUUUGUAACAUCACAUGCUAAUAAACAGGCAGUUAGUUGGCCCCUGCACCAAUGUGGUGGACUAAAUCAGUUACCCAAUGUUUUGCUGGGAUUUUUCUAGCAAACGCUUUACUUGUCUUUGUAUUUUUGAUGUAUAAACAUUACUUUUUACAUUGUUA